This is a messenger RNA of Paramecium octaurelia, 255 nucleotides long. The record is from the annotation of a GenBank genome assembly. Lineage: Eukaryota; Ciliophora; Oligohymenophorea; Peniculida; Parameciidae.
AUGUUUUAUUUAUUAUUCCUUAGUGCCAUUUGCAUUGUGAUAGGGAAUUUAAAUUUGACAGUAUUCAGAUGGACUUAAUUAUUCCAAUCAAAUGCUACCUUGUUGGAUUUUACUCUGGCAGGUGAGCUUAAGGUUGUAAUUAAAUCAGAUGAUGAGCUGAGGAUGUUAAGAAUUAGUAUGAGUACAUUGUAUAUAACUUUAGCUAUCUUAAAUGUCAAAGAAAAGCAUCAAUUGUAUUCUAAUUCUUGUUUUUGA